AUGGUCCUUAAUGUUGUGCAAGAUGUCAAGAAGAAUCCUGAUUCUACGAAUAUCGAAAUUUUAUUAAAAGAACUAACAAUUGAUGAAUUAGAUUUAGAGACCAUAAUGGUCUUAAUCACCGUUGUGGUGCCUGUAUAUUCUUCUUUACAUAUCAGGGAGCAACAGAAAUUAAUGGUGCUUAUUUCUAAAUCAUUUACGUUUUUAGCUCAAUUGGUAAGUUUUGGUAAUACAAUUGAUGUGAUAAACCCUGAAAGAAAUUUAUUUGUGAAUUUAUUAAUUGAGUUACUAAUAAAGUAUCCAAAUUGUCUUUACAAUUAUUCUAUUGAUGCAAUCAAUUCAAAGGAAAAGAGAAAUUUCAUCAUUUCAAUGCUUUUUGGAAGUAAAUUAUUCAAUUUUAUUUCCAAGAAGGUAGAUAUUGUCGAUUACUUAAAUAUACUAUCGACUCAACUUAAAUAUAUUUUAGAAAACGAUUCAAAUAAAUUGAUAGAGUCACCUUGUUUUGGACAUUAUCUAGUUGCAUUUUUUUCUUUAAAUCCAAUUCUAGGAUUAGAUAUUCUAAUACAGGAUUUAUUUUUAAGUGAAGAAACAUAUUUUGAAUUGUUCAUCAAGAUUGUCAACAACUCUACAAGAUUGGAUCAAAAGAGAAUUGUGGGAAAAUUUUUAAUAUCAUAUCUUGAUUCAAAAACCCACAGUGGUAAUUAUUUAGAAGUUGCUAAAAUUUUAGAAAAAUUCAACUUGCAUAAAGUAAUUGACCUCCAAUUACUUCUUAGUUUGAAAUCAACGGCAUUACAAGAAACAAUUAUUAAACUAUUACCAGUAGUAUUAAUAAUAUCGUUCUCAACUGGAUUAUUAGAAAGAUUUGACGCACUAGAUGAAUCAAAUGAUGAAAGUAUAUGCCAACUCUUUACAAUUCUUUUAAAAGUAAAAUUAGAUUCAAACCAGAGGGAUAAAAUUGCAAAUGGCUCUAAAUUUUUAAAUGCAGUCACAAAACGUUUAGGACACCAAGAUAGGUUGAUCAGAGAAAGAACAAUGUACAUUGCAAAACUGGUUUCAAACAAUCAAUUACAGUAUGAAAGUGACUUCAUAAUCGAUAUACCUGAUCUAUCGUUUGAUGAUGUCCAAAAUUCCAUUGAUUUUACGAAAUUGAACUCCAAUGUGAAUAAAGAGAAAAUUGAUUUUGAAUUAGUACCAAGAACUGCCGAUCAGUUCAAACAAAUGUCACUUGAAUUUGAUAGUGAUGAUGAUGAUGAAGAUGAAAUAGAUGGCAGAAUUAGAUUUGUAUUCUUAAAGGAUAUUGUACAAGAGUUUGAAAAAAUUGAUAAAACAAAGAGGGAAAACCUUGUAGAAUUAUUACAAAUAGUUGUGAAAUUAGUAAGGCAAAAGAAAGACUUUGAGAUGGAAGUUAAUUUUUAUGCUCCUUCAUUGCUCGCAAAUGUUGCAUGUUUAAAUAACAAUUUCGAUGAGAAAAAAUUCGAAGAAUGGAGAAUUAACGCAAUGGUCAGCAUCAUAGUUACGUCUCCAGAUAAUAUUAAAGAAUUAUUCAAUCUUUUAUUUACAAAGGAAUUAUCUUUACAACAAAGAAUGUCAAUUGUAUCUAGUAUUGGAUUGGCUUCAAGAGAAUUAAGAGGUUUCGAUGAUCCAUAUGUCGCAAAGCCGGAGUAUGAUUUCCCAACAAGCAAAUUACCUUGGCAUACGAAUUAUGAAAUGAAUGUAAUCGAAGAUAUAACUAAAGAUUCACAGCAAAUUAUCAAAGAGAAAGAAACAACUUGGAGGUCUCAGAAACUAAAUAAAUCUAAGAUUAAACCAAAUAGAAAUAGGUUUCAAAAAUAUGCAAGAUCAUUUUUUUAUCCAUUAACAAACGGCUGGCUAAAUGGUAUUGAUAUGGGAAGUUUUGAUGUAUUGUUUAAGAUUCAUUAUUUUUCAACAGUCCAAAUGGUUUAUCAUUGUGCAUUCCCUGUUUAUGACUAUGAAAAUAUGACAUAUAUGUUUAACAAUAUAGUGGAAGAUGCAUUAAAGCAGAACUUGCCAAUUGAAAAAUAUCUGAUUCUAAAUUCACAAAAUCCAAAAGAAUAA
Molecule: messenger RNA, 2073 nt
Organism: Vanderwaltozyma polyspora DSM 70294
Lineage: Eukaryota; Fungi; Ascomycota; Saccharomycetes; Saccharomycetales; Saccharomycetaceae
Gene: TEL2
Product: Tel2p
Exons: 1
Coding region: 1-2073 (690 amino acids)
Biological process (GO): protein stabilization; telomere maintenance via telomerase
Cellular component (GO): cytosol
Molecular function (GO): telomeric repeat DNA binding; Hsp90 protein binding
Source: RefSeq, a predicted model, not a curated record